Molecule: messenger RNA, 2005 nt
Organism: Dacryopinax primogenitus
Lineage: Eukaryota; Fungi; Basidiomycota; Dacrymycetes; Dacrymycetales; Dacrymycetaceae
Product: galactose oxidase
Exons: 17
Coding region: 1-1971 (656 amino acids)
Molecular function (GO): protein binding
Source: RefSeq, a predicted model, not a curated record
AUGGCUAAGAAGAAAGGCAAUGCCGCCGCGAAGGCUGCUAAGAAAGCUAAAAUUGAAAAGAAGUCAGCGAAGAAAGAAGACAAAGCUACCAAGAAGGGAAGUCAAGACGAUCAAGACGAUCAGGAUCUAGAGACGAUUCUUGAGGAGAUGCGAAAGGAAUGGGAGGAGAAACAUCGUGUUACCGAAGAGACCGUCGAGGGUCCCCCAAGCCGAAGAGCCAAUGCGACGUUCACUCCUGAUCCUAACGGAAACUAUCUCUGGAGCAUAGGCGGGGAAUACUUCAGUGAUGAUGGGAAAGCGUAUUUCUAUAAUGACGUAUACCGCUAUACACCGGAAAAGGAUGAAUGGCGUCGAUACACGUCGCCGACAUGCCCCGGUCCGCGGUCAGCCCAUGCCACGGUAGGCAUGCCGCAAGCUGGGGGAAAGUUAUUUCUCUUCGGUGGGGAAUUUUCCUCUUUGAACCAGACGUCAUUCCACCACUAUCGUGACUUCUGGCAAUUCGAUAUACCAACGGGCACAUGGGAAAGAAUCGAAACGAAAGUUCGACCCACAGCUCGAUCGGGCCACAGAAUGGCGGUGUGGAAGCACCUGAUUGUCCUUUUUGGCGGGUUCUACGAUCCCGGCGUCAGGACCGUGUAUCUCAACGAUAUCUGGCUGUUUGACACACAAACGUAUAAAUGGCAAGAAGUAGAGUUUAGGGAUGUUGAUCGAAAGCCUUCACCGCGAAGUGGUUUCUCUUUCCUUCCUGUACCAGAAGGCGUGAUACUGCACGGCGGUUAUUGCAAAGAGUAUGUGAAGGGCAAACGAGCGCACGGUGUUGCGCUGGAAGAUAAUUGGCUAUUACGAAUGGACGCUGAUCCAAAAUUACUUAAAUGGGAGCGACGCAAGAAAGCCGGACAUCCACCAUCAGCCCGGUCAGGUUGUACCAUGGCAUGGUGGGCCAACCGUGGCAUGGGAAUUCUGUUCGGAGGUGUAUUUGAUAAUGAUACGGACGAGGAAACACUGGAGAGCACUUUCUACAAUGACAUGUACGGCUAUCAAACAUCCGGGAAUGGCAAAUGGGUUUCGCUGAUGCUCAGGCGACCCAAAAAGGCGGGCGGGCGGAGAAAAAGAGUACCCGAGGUCACCCUAAAAACACCGGCAGAGCAGGAAGAUGCUCAAGAGGAAGGGCAUGAUGAGGUUGAGGAGGACGGUGACGCCAUCGAUGUUGAUGAAACACCUGUUUCACCGAAAGUGGUCAUACCGACCCCAAUUGCAAUACCAGACGUAGUGACUUCUCCGAUCGAUGAUGAUCCGUAUGACCCCGAAGACACCCUUCCUCCUCCAAGGUAUAAUGCUAUGCUUGCCGUUCUACGGAACACCCUCUUCAUUUAUGGUGGCAUCUACGAAUCUGGUGCCCGCGAGUACACGCUAGACGAUUUUUACGCUCUCCAGCUCGACAAGAUGGACCGAUUCUACUGUCUGCGGCCGAACACGAUCGUCUUCGGCAAUGAGGAAAGCAACGAUGACGACAGCGAGGACAGCAGUGAUGUGGACAGUUUGGAAUUGAAUGAGCAAGCAGAUGAGGAUGAGGAUGAAGCUGAAGGAGAAGAGACAAAAGACCAGCUCAUGGAAACAGAACCACCGGACAAGGACAUCCGUGAAAAGGCGACCGCGUUCAUGGGUGUGAGCAUGGAUGCUACGCGCUCCCCUGAGGAAGUCAUCAGCACACCUCUUCCUGGAGAGACGAUUGCUAUGUUUUACGAUCGGUCACGUACCUAUUGGGCACAGAAAGCCUUGGAGAUCACCCAGAACCGAGGCAAACAAGGUCGGCGUGACGGUUUCGAACUCGCGCAAGAGAAAUAUGCGUCAUAUAAGCCGCUCUUAGAGGAGGUUGAAAGGAUUCUGGCGGAAGCCGGACUGGAUGAGGAAGAGAUCAAGCGAAGUGCUGCAGGGCCGAGCGCUUCCGGAGUGAGCAGGAACAGACGAUAAUGUAACGAUUACAUGUAUGCAAUAGUAUGGCGUG